This is a messenger RNA of Aspergillus ibericus CBS 121593, 724 nucleotides long. RefSeq lists its product as uncharacterized. The record is from RefSeq and is a predicted model, not a curated record. The transcript has a single exon. The coding region runs from base 63 to 629 and encodes 188 amino acids. NCBI's taxonomy places the organism in Eukaryota, Fungi, Ascomycota, Eurotiomycetes, Eurotiales, Aspergillaceae.
GUCCCGUUUUAUACAGCUGCAUUGCUCACCCGCUGACUGGGCCGACCGGGCGUCCUCGUGUCAUGAAUUCCCCAAUCAGGCCCCGGCGGGCAGGUCUAGAACGCCGGUGGAAAGUCGCAGCCCGAGGCCCUCUUGGCUGUCAGUCAGUCUCUGCGUCUGGCCCUCUGGCCCUUGGGUCAUUUCCCAGGCGUCAUGAUCCUUUCCUUUCCCUCUCACGCUCUCGAAACCGAACCGCGAUUCCAUCCGGCCUAAACUUUCGCAAGCCUGGAUGGCUCUUUCUCUCUUCUUCCCCCCUUCAAUCUCUCGCCCUUCCCCACUGUAUCAUCAUCAUCACUAUCAGCAUCAUCAAUACUACCACCACCGUCCUUAACCUACUCUUCUUCUUCUUCUUCCCCUCCUCUUCCUCCUCCUACUAUUUCCCCCCCCUCCCUCCCUCUCUCUCCUCUUUUUACUUGUCCAGUCCCUGCUCUCCCCGACCGUCUGUUUCGCCUCUGCUCCUCCACAAACACACUUCCCCCCCCUUACCAUACCCUACCCUCCUCACCCUACCUUACCUUACCACCCUGGCUCUCGCUUCAUUCGCUCCGUGCGGCCACACCAGUCAACAGCGUUCCAUGUGUUUUUGGUGAUCCCACCAAACUUCCAUUCCAACCCUCACAACCAUUCUUUAACCCCCCCCCCGAUUACAUCGGUCUGUGAACGGGUCACCCAUCGGCUGCCGUUG